Messenger RNA from Aspergillus thermomutatus, 1137 nucleotides. RefSeq names its product putative class III chitinase (gene chi3). Gene Ontology annotation, molecular function: chitinase activity. NCBI's taxonomy places the organism in Eukaryota, Fungi, Ascomycota, Eurotiomycetes, Eurotiales, Aspergillaceae. The coding region runs from base 1 to 1137 and encodes 378 amino acids. Gene Ontology annotation, cellular component: extracellular region. The record is from RefSeq and is a predicted model, not a curated record. Gene Ontology annotation, biological process: carbohydrate metabolic process. The transcript is spliced from 6 exons.
AUGACUCUAUACAAACUCGGUCUCUUGACAAGCCUUCUGGCUACAUUCCACGGUGCCUUGGGCAAGUUGAACCUGAACAGCCAGUCCAACAUUGCCGUCUACUGGGGCCAAAACUCCCAUGGAGCAUCCACCGGUCUAGCAGCACAGCAAAGACUGUCGUACUACUGCCAGAACACCGACAUUGAUGUCUUCCAACUUGCCUUUGUCACCAGAAUCAACGGCGCCGGCGGCCUCCCCGAAGUCAACUUCGCCAACGCAGGCGACAACUGUACCACCUUUGCCGGCACGAACCUCCUCAGCUGUCCCCAGAUAGAAGCAGAUAUCCAAACCUGCCAGUCCCUCGGCAAAACCAUCCUCCUCUCCAUCGGCGGCGCAACCUACACAGAAGGCGGCUUCCCCAGCAGCUCCGCCGCCACCGCCGCAGCCAACACCCUCUGGCAGACCUUCGGCCCCGCCUCCGACCCCUCGGCCCUCCGCCCCUUCGGCCAGGCCACCAUCGACGGCUUCGACCUCGACUUCGAAUCCACCGUCUCCAACAUGCCCGCCUUCGCCACCCAGCUCCGCACCCUGUAUCUGUCCGACCCCUCGAAACAAUACUACCUCACCGCCGCCCCGCAGUGCCCCUACCCGGACGCCGCAGACGGGCCCAUGCUCGACGGCGCCGUCUCCUUCGACGCCAUCUGGGUCCAGUUCUACAAUAACUACUGCGGCCUGCAGGCGUACGUCCCCGGCGCAGCCACGCAGUACAACUUCAACUUCGCCACGUGGGACAACUGGGCCAAGACGGUGUCGCUCAACAAGAACGUCAGGGUCUUCCUGGGCGUGCCCGGCAGCUCGACCGCCGCGGGGAGCGGCUAUGUCUCCGUGGACAGGCUGGCGGGGAUUAUCGCGUAUGCGAAGGGGCUCUCGUCGUUUGGGGGCGUGAUGUCCUGGGAUGCGAGCCAGGUUGUUGCGAAUAGUGGGUUUUUGGGCGGCUUCGAGUUCGAGUUCAACUUCGACUGUGAGUUCUACUUCUACGGCUACCUCGACCCCUCCUGCUACCACGGUGACCAGUACGACCAGUGUCCCGACGACGUUGACGAGUGUGACCAAGACGUCUACGACGACGGCGACGACGACAGCGCCGGGGAGCGGUAG